ACAUGGAUCAGAAAUAGAAACAGAACGUGUAUAAAAGCUUGGGACAGACCCUAGCCCAGACACAGACACAGCGCUGAGAGAGUAAGCCAGAAGAUACAGCCAGCCGGAGCAUCCUUGAAUCUUAAAACAAACAGGAAAACCAGCAGACCUUAAGACCCACCAACAAGACCCAGCGAAGGUGAUAACCAGAGACAAGAUCUAACCACAGCAGAGAUAAUGCCGUUCUGUACCAUCCUGGAGAAGAGUAAUGGUGUGGUGGUGGGAGCUAAGCUGAGCUGCACCGUACGGGAGGAGAACAAGGCCCACAGGGAGAGCUACAGCGCUGACUGGCACAGUGUCGGUAUCAAGACUCAACCUGAAGAGAGGCAGGCAAUGAAUUUUAAUGACACAACCCGGAGGGAGACUCUGUCCCGGCAGUGGCUGGCCCGUUCCCUUCAGCAGGCCUGUCCCUCUGGUGUCUUCAGAGUAGGCACUGUGGAAAGAGGGGUGAGGGAGCACCAGCUGCUGCCGAAGAGAAAGACCCUCCCUCUGCCCAUCUUCACCCCCGCAGAGCUUGGUAUCAGGCUUGGACGUGGAGCCCCACACACGGAGGAAGACCUCAGGCCCUUCCCCACCCCAGACGGAAUCUGUCCCAGCAAGAAGACCGUGGACGAGAUCACCAGGGAUCUCCCCCCUAUCAAGCCAACUCUCAUGGAGUUCGCCAAAGACGCCAAGGCCCUGGGUCGCUCCAUGUCCCAAGAGGCCCAGAGAGGGUGAAGAACAGGAAGAGGAGGAGGGCAAGUUCAGGAGAGACGAGAAGGGUGACAGUUGGAAAAGGAUAGUCAUUGAUCAGAGUGUGUCAGGAAAGAGCGAGACGAGGUGUAUAUAGAUUUAUCUCUAUUCACAUUCAUCCCUAAAACUGUAGAUCAUUAGCAUUAUCUGUGUUUCUUGGUGAGCACAGCACCAGGUAAAUGUCACACUUUGUCACUGAUGGCAUUUGCUGGUCAGUAUGAAGGCAUUUGCACUAUGAUGGAGAGGGAGGGUUUGUAUUCUCAGCUGUGCCAGGAGCAGAUCUCAGUCUGUGCUGGCCAGCUGACCUCAACAUAUCUGCUGAUCUUUGAAGGGGAGCCAAACUAGUGCUGCGAACAAUAGAAAAGUGCAAGUGGGCUUUAAAGGUAAAUGAAAGUGCUCCUAAGGUUAGCUGUUUCAUAGAUUAUUCCAUCAGUUGAUGGGGAUUGCAUGCAGUGAUGCAGAAAGUGACGGAGGGAAAAUGUGUGCAAAAGAAAGGUCUGGGUUUUAAACUGUAAAGAGGUGAGGAGAGGACUGUCAGAGAGGACUGGAGGGGUGAGGGGUUGAGAAACAUCCAGACCUCCACAGUCUCUGAUCUUUGUGCAGAGUACAGACUGCCCUGACAUGUCCACACAUUGUAACUGUACAUAAGUGUCUUUGAGUGUCUGUGUUUGGGUGUGUGUGUCCGCUGGCACCUCUAAUCGAGAGGACUUGGGAAAACUAAUAAGCUAUUGUUUACUUUGAGUAUUCACUGACCUGUCUGAUAGUUGAGCAUUAGCUCAUA
Molecule: messenger RNA, 1552 nt
Organism: Notolabrus celidotus (New Zealand spotty)
Lineage: Eukaryota; Metazoa; Chordata; Actinopteri; Labriformes; Labridae
Gene: tcap
Product: titin-cap (telethonin)
Exons: 2
Coding region: 217-756 (179 amino acids)
Biological process (GO): detection of muscle stretch; skeletal muscle contraction; cardiac muscle contraction
Cellular component (GO): Z disc
Molecular function (GO): titin Z domain binding; protein-macromolecule adaptor activity; titin binding
Source: RefSeq, a predicted model, not a curated record